AUGCAACCUUGCAACUUGGUCUUGGCAGACUCUGAUGGCACUCUUGUUUGGUCCAGUAAUACUACUGGAGAAUCUGUUUCUGGCUUAAACUUGACAGAAACGGGGAAUCUCGUGCUCUUUGAUACGACCAACCGCACAGUUUGGCAGUCUUUUGAUCAUCCUACAGAUUGUUUGCUCCCGGGGCAGAAUUUGGUUUCUGGUCAGAAGCUAACAGCAAACUUAACUAAAAGCAAACUUCAACAAAGCGUUUCAGCAGACAAUUCGAGUCAAGGUUUAUUUUCUCUUACUGUUCUCAAUGGAAGCUGGGCCACAUACAUAGAUUCUGAUCCACCUCAGUAUUACUACACUUCAGAUAAUCCCGAUAGUCCUUAUUGGAGUUUUGAUGGUCAUAUCCUUACUGCUUUACAAUAUCCUCCUACAUCGAUAGCUCAAUACAUACAGCUUGGGCAUGAUGGACAUUUACGCAUAUAUCAAUUGGACAACCUUGAAAAUAAUAUGCUCGGCCUUAAUUGGAAAGAGGUAUGUGACAUUUUGACACUCUCUGACUGUGGCUACCCAAUGGUGUGUGGGAGAUACAGCAUUUGUGCAAAUGAAGGACAAUGUACUUGUCCGGUUGAAGUCAACUUCUUCAGGCCAUUUUCUGAGAGGAAGCCAAAUCUUGGAGGCACUGAGCUGACGCCCAUUUCUUGUGUCUCUUCACAGUAUCAUAGUCUUGUAGAGCUAAAGAAUACUGCAUAUUUCUCAUUUGAGUUCAGUCAUGAACUAAACUCGAGCGUAUUUUGGAUUGAGGGGAAAAAGAUUGAAGAUUGCCAAAGGGCAUGUCUGAGUAACUGUUCUUGCAAAGCUGCUGUUUAUGAUCCGUAUCUGAAUAUAAGUCUAGGAGGGAACUGUUUGUUACUGAAUGAAGUCUUCUCUCUCAUGGACGUUGGAGUAGGAACAGCUUUUCUUAAGAGAUCGGAGAAACACCAAGCUGGUGAUUUUCUGGAUCUAGAACCAAUCUUACUGGGAAUCCUAACUCGAUUCUCUUACAAUGAGCUGAAAAUAAUUACAGAUGAUUUCAGCAGAAAGCCCGGGAAAGGAGGAUUUGGCUCU
This is a messenger RNA of Solanum stenotomum, 1092 nucleotides long. Its product is annotated as EP1-like glycoprotein 2. The transcript has 3 exons. Lineage: Eukaryota; Viridiplantae; Streptophyta; Magnoliopsida; Solanales; Solanaceae. The record is from RefSeq and is a predicted model, not a curated record. The annotation marks the transcript as partial.